Messenger RNA from Colletotrichum tamarilloi, 237 nucleotides. RefSeq lists its product as uncharacterized. The transcript is spliced from 2 exons. Lineage: Eukaryota; Fungi; Ascomycota; Sordariomycetes; Glomerellales; Glomerellaceae. Bases 1 to 237 code for a protein of 78 amino acids. The record is from RefSeq and is a predicted model, not a curated record.
AUGCCACAGGGCAAGAAGAAGAAGGCCUCAAGGGCACCGAGGCCCCCGAGUGCUCCAAAGGGGCCCAAACCCAAGCAUCUCCAGGAAGAAAUGAACGAGGAAGCAUACGAGCGAAUCCUGCUUCGCUAUGGAGAGGACCAUGAGUUUGUGCAGCGAGCUAGGAUUACUCUCGACAAGAAGAAGAACCAAGGCUCGUCGAGUAAGGAUCCGCAAGGGGGUCGGUCAAGUAAAGGAUAA